GCCCCGUAAGCAAGAAACACCGUUAGCCAAUCGUAGCGAUAGAGCCUUUCGGUCCGAAAGCUAUAGCAGCGAUAGUCUCCCAACUAACGUGGUAAGCAGGGACACGCCGAUAGAGCUCCACUAGCUUUCGGCGCGGGAAGGCAGUUCUAUAAAUAGCUUCCGAGGAGGCCCGAUUUUCAUGCGUUACUGCGCAUGUGUUUGUUUUGAAAGAAGCGUGUUUCCUUUUCCUCCUCGACCCUGUAGUUGCCGAGAAAUGGAAGCAAAGCGUCUGCGCAAAUCAAAUUUCAGUGAAAUGGAAAUCAAAAUAUUGCUUCAUGAGAUAUCCAUGGAGAGUGAACUUCUUUCCAGCUGUUUUUCCAAUAAAGUAACGUUGCAGAAAAAACAAGAAAUCUGGAAAAACAUUGCAGCCAAAGUGUCAGCAUGUGGGGUGGCCGUUCGGACGGUUGCAGAGAUAAAAGAUAAAUGGGGUCUCCUGAAGCGAACAACACUUCAAAAAAAAAGGGAUGCAUAUAAAACAGGUGGUGGCAAGGGAAUGCCACCACCUGAAUACGAAGAUACUGUUGUUGCCAUCCUUGGCAACAACACUAGUCUGAUCAAUGGUAUUGCAGGGAAUGCUACAGAUUCGUUUGUGGCAGGAUUAGAAGAAACCCAGCCUUCAGUCUCAAAGAGUGAAGGAGUGACAGAGGAAAUAACUCAAAGUGUGAGACCCCUGACAACAGAAUCUGCACCCUGCUUAAACAACAGUUUGACUUGCAACAAAGAAAAUGAGUUUUCAAGUCCCUCCACAUCAUUGGCAGACCUAUACCCGUCAACACCACUGUCCAUGGACAACCGGGAAACCUUUGGAAUAAAAAAAAAAAAGAGUCAGCAAAGGAGAUGAGAGCAACAACUCACGAAAAAAUAUUUGAAAGAACGAACAGCAGAGUCUUUACUACGGCAACAAAAAAUAGGACUACAAAUAAAAAAACUUGAACUGGAAGUCUGGCUGCUGGAAGCUGAAAAAAGAAAGAUAGAGAAAGAGAUGAAUGAUAAUUAAGCUGUACUGCCAGUGUGUGCAUUUUUUAUAUAUUGGAGUGGAUGUGUAUGCAGUUUAAUUUUUUUUUUUUUUUGAAUUAUGUCCUUGUUCUUAGAAUGUGCAUCUCUAAAUCUGUUGUUUAUGUGGUGUAUAUUUGUUUUUUUAAUCUUGUCUAGAAAUAAAAGAUGUCAUAAGCACCAAA
Molecule: messenger RNA, 1217 nt
Organism: Pomacea canaliculata
Lineage: Eukaryota; Metazoa; Mollusca; Gastropoda; Architaenioglossa; Ampullariidae
Product: myb-related transcription factor, partner of profilin-like
Exons: 4
Coding region: 179-880 (233 amino acids)
Biological process (GO): regulation of transcription by RNA polymerase II
Cellular component (GO): nucleus
Molecular function (GO): RNA polymerase II cis-regulatory region sequence-specific DNA binding; DNA-binding transcription factor activity, RNA polymerase II-specific
Source: RefSeq, a predicted model, not a curated record